AUGGAAAUCCACUGCAAACACGACCCGUUCGCAGCAAUGCACAGACACGGAGGGGUGAAUCAGUUAGGAGGGGUGUUCGUGAACGGCCGUCCCCUGCCGGACGUGGUGAGACAGAGGAUAGUGGAGCUGGCCCAUCAGGGCGUCAGACCCUGUGACAUCUCAAGACAACUCAGAGUCAGCCAUGGCUGUGUCAGCAAAAUACUGGGCAGGUACUAUGAGACGGGCAGUAUAAGGCCGGGGGUGAUUGGAGGAUCCAAACCAAAGGUUGCUACACCCAAAGUCGUUGAUAAAAUCGCUGAUUACAAACGCCAAAACCCCACCAUGUUUGCCUGGGAGAUCAGAGACCGACUGCUGGCAGAGAGAGUGUGUGACAAUGACAGUGUGCCCAGUGUCAGCUCAAUCAACAGGAUCAUUCGCACUAAAGUCCAGCAACAAUCUGGCCAAUCAGGCCCCGUCUCUGCUCAUAACUUAGCCUCUACUGUUGCCGUGACGCAAGUUUCCGCGGUAACCAGCGAUGCAGCGGGCUCCUCUUACUCAAUCAGCGGAAUUCUGGGAAUCAGCUCGGCCGCAGACGCCAGCAAGAGGAAGAGAGAUGAAACCCUCCAAGACUCUCCACUGGCGAAUGGCCACGCCCACACGGGGCGGGACUUCCUGCGGAAACAGAUGCGAGGGGAACUUUUCACACCGCAGCAGCUUGAGACCUCUGAUUAUUCAGCUAUGGCAUCUCUGACUGGUGGACUGGAAGACAUGAAGAGCAAUCUGGCCAAUCAGACGGGGGCAGACUUGGGCCCCACCGUCCCUGGGCCUCAGUCCUACCCUCUGGUGUCAGGUCGGGACUUGACGAGCACCACUCUGCCCGGUUACCCUCCUCACGUCCCCCCCACGGGCCAGGGCAGCUACUCCACUCCCUCUCUCACCGGCAUGGUACCAGGUGGCGACUUUUCGGGCAGUCCGUACCCCCACCCGCAGUAUUCUACUUACAACGAGUCCUGGAGGUUCCCCAACCCCAGCGUACUAUUGUUGCAGCAGGACUACGGCUCUCUCCUGAGCUCCGAACGCUCCUGUCCCACCAGCCUGUUCUCCACACAGUCAGGCCAGAUGGCAGGAUCCCCGUACUACUACAGCGCGGCCACGAGGGGGGCGGGGCCCGCUGCCACGGCAACCGCUAGCGCUUACGACCGCCACUGA
This is a messenger RNA of Chanos chanos (milkfish), 1188 nucleotides long. It is a transcript of the gene pax5, whose product is annotated as paired box 5. Lineage: Eukaryota; Metazoa; Chordata; Actinopteri; Gonorynchiformes; Chanidae. The transcript is spliced from 11 exons. Bases 1 to 1188 code for a protein of 395 amino acids. Gene Ontology annotation, biological process: regulation of transcription by RNA polymerase II; anatomical structure development. Gene Ontology annotation, molecular function: DNA-binding transcription factor activity, RNA polymerase II-specific; RNA polymerase II cis-regulatory region sequence-specific DNA binding. The record is from RefSeq and is a predicted model, not a curated record.